Messenger RNA from Drosophila hydei, 1148 nucleotides. RefSeq names its product N-glycosylase/DNA lyase (gene Ogg1). Lineage: Eukaryota; Metazoa; Arthropoda; Insecta; Diptera; Drosophilidae. Gene Ontology annotation, molecular function: 8-oxo-7,8-dihydroguanine DNA N-glycosylase activity; damaged DNA binding. Gene Ontology annotation, cellular component: nucleus. The transcript is spliced from 4 exons. The record is from RefSeq and is a predicted model, not a curated record. Gene Ontology annotation, biological process: base-excision repair, AP site formation; nucleotide-excision repair; base-excision repair. The coding region runs from base 52 to 1026 and encodes 324 amino acids.
AACAGCUGUUCGCGCAUUUCUUUCAUUUCAAUCUACAAUUUAAAUGCUAAAAUGGCAAAAGUCGUAAAAAACAGUGGCACAAUAUGCCUAAGAGCUGAAGUAUGUGAUCUGGAGCGUACUCUACUAGGCGGCCAAAGCUUUCGAUGGCGCAAAUUAUGUUCCGAGCCGAAAGUAAAAUAUUGCGGCGUUGCUUUAAAUACUUAUUGGGAGCUAACACCUGAAGCGGAGCAUAUUGCCUAUGAAGCUCACGUUGCAACCAACAAUCCGACAAAUACCAACUUCACUUCCUUGCUAAGCGAUUAUUUGCGCGCUGAUUUUGAUUUGGAGAAGCAACAAAAAAAUUGGAUGCUUGCAGAUGAGAAAUUUAAGAAAUUUGUUGGCCAGCCAGUGCGAAUGUUGUCCCAAGAGCCGCUGGAGAACAUAAUCUGCUUUAUGUGUAGUCAAAAUAACAAUAUAAAGCGUAUUUCAUCGAUGAUUCAGUGGCUGUGCUCCGCUUAUGGCAAUAAAAUUGGACUCUUUAACGGCCAGGAAGAGUUCACCUUUCCCACGCUCAAGGAACUGCAAGGCGAGCGCAGCUGCAGCCAGCUCGACGCUGAGUUGCGCGCAGCCAAAUUUGGCUAUCGAGCUAAGUUUAUAGCGCGGUCGCUGACGGAGAUUGAAAAGUUAGGCGGAUUGGAUUGGUUUGAGCAAUUGCGUCGUUUGCCCUAUAUGGAGGCACGUGAGGCCUUGGUACAACUGCCGGGCAUUGGCUACAAAGUAGCUGACUGCAUAUGCCUUAUGUCGCUGAAUCAUCUGCAAGCGGUACCCAUUGAUACACACAUCUUUAAGCUGGCCCAACGGCAUUAUUUGCCACACUUGGCCAGCCAGAAGACCGUCACAAGCAAGAUCUAUGACGAGAUUUCACAACACUUUCAGCAGCUUCAUGGACAAUACGCGGGCUGGGCGCAAGCGGUUCUCUUCUGUGCGGAUCUGCCACAAUUUCAGCCUAAACUGGAAUCUAAUGCAGCUAAAAAGCGCAAAAAGUGACCUGAAUCUGUUUUCUAAUAUAUGUAUGUAUAUGAACAUAUAUGUUAUAUAUAGAAACGUGUUUGUCCAUUAGAUAUAAGUUAUUUUAAGCCCGAAAUCUUCCUGUAUAGAACAUAACUUUC